Messenger RNA from Rodentolepis nana, 468 nucleotides. The record is from the annotation of a GenBank genome assembly. Lineage: Eukaryota; Metazoa; Platyhelminthes; Cestoda; Cyclophyllidea; Hymenolepididae.
AUGUGGACAAGGUCCUCCCAUUCUUUCAGGAUGGAGAAGCUAAGUAAUUGUUAUCGGCUCCUAUAUUUUGCAGUCCUUUUAAUAUUUCUGCUAAAGCAAACUGCUGGUUGUGGAUCAUGGGAGGGGCCCUCCACUAAACAGACUACUCGUGAUAGACCGCGGGUUACUGAAAUGGCUCAAGAACUGCCGACUACCGAUAAAAUUACUCGAACAAAACGAGGCGCUGUUCCACUGUUUCCUCCAUCAACACCACAACCCUAUCCUCCGCGACUGUAUCCACCGCCAAGAUAUCGACCGCCACCAUUUAUACCACCACCGUCAGUUAUACAACGACGAAGAAUUCUUGGAAUAGCUUACUGUUCAGGAGACAGCGAAUUAAAAGACAAUGCGGAAAAGAUUAUCUUCGAAACCAGACGAAUGCCUUCGAUAAAGCCAAUUCCUUCUCACACUCUUGGCCCUGGCUCGUAA